AUGAUUUUCUUCAACAUCGUUGCGCUGCUUGCGCUAGGCGCAAUUGCUUCACCCAUGCCAUUUGCACAGGAGAUCGAGGUGCUGGAACCCCGACAGGAUGCGGGCACGCAGAAUGUUACCGUUGAUCAGUGCUCUUUCUUUUCCGCAGACGGCAUUCUGCCCGAAUGCUGGCAGGUUCUCGAAAUGAACAACCACCUCAACGGCUUGAUUACAUGGCAAUGCGAUUUUGUGGCCCUCAACGCAUGCACCCCGCCUCCCAGCGGCAAGGAUGCAGGCUACGCCUCUUACCAUGACUUCUACGUUAUCUGGAACAUUUAUGCUAUCAACCUGUUCUUCACCAAUUACCACCAGUCUCUCUUGCAAGGACAGGCUGCCGCUAUCGGAUCGGUCGCCGAAAUUGUGAAGACCGUUGCGCCGCCAACAACGAAGCAUCCUAAGACGCCACUCUUUGCUCCGAUCUAUGCUGUCAGUAUCGGACAAUUCGCCGCUUUGGCCCCUCUUCUUGGAAGUUCUGUGGGCGCCAGUAUGAUCUUUGCUUCCCUCCUCGGUGUCCUCGGUGGUGGAGCUGGUUUGUUCAACGUUUUGUUUCCAACAAAGCAGCAGUACGACGUCCCUUGGGAAGGUCUCUCAGACUCCCUUGGAGUUCAUGUCAAUGACUACCAGAAGCAAGUCGGAGAAGCCUUGACGAAGAUCCAAACGGACUUCACCACGUUUUACGCUCUCGUCAACAACGGUGGUUUCAGCCAGCGACUCAACACCAAUGUUCCUGAGAACACCGAUUUCAUGUACCACAGCCUGAAGAAGUGGGUAUUUAACCAGGCGCUGCAACAAGCAGGCUACUUUGCUGUUAAGAACCCUGCCGUCGAUCCUACACAGAUUCCCAUCGGCCCAUACGACUGUUCCAAAUUGGGCGACAAGGGCACUUGCGGUCCUCUUUGGCACGACGGGAAAGACACAUACGGUCUGGCCAAGGCAAACGACAUUGGCAUGGACCGCAUGCAAGAGAUUCUUGAUACCGCAUUUUCCAAGAACUGGACGACCCCGGCUGAGCUCUACAUCGACGCCCAGUCUUGCCGUGGCAAGAAUGGCUCCGAGUCAUUCGAUGUACAGGACAUGACGCUGAGCUGUGUGUCCAAUAUUCCCGUCUGCGAGUUCAACUUUGACUACAACCCCUACGAGACCCUCUGGGCCCGCGUCAACCCGCCAAUGUUCACCAACUGCCCUAACAUGAGAGGCUAUGGAGUUCCUCCCUACUACAGCGAUGACGUCGGAAUCCCGCUGACAUAUGUCGGCCCCUUUUUGAUGGCUAAGGUGGUUUACAACGAGAAGAGCGGUUGA
This is a messenger RNA of Colletotrichum chrysophilum, 1338 nucleotides long. RefSeq lists its product as uncharacterized. Bases 1 to 1338 code for a protein of 445 amino acids. The transcript is spliced from 11 exons. The record is from RefSeq and is a predicted model, not a curated record. Lineage: Eukaryota; Fungi; Ascomycota; Sordariomycetes; Glomerellales; Glomerellaceae.